GAAAGCAAAGGUAAUAUGUUGCUGUGAAUUAAUGGUGACAGCGGACACCCAAGCUGUCAUUCAAUAAACCAAACAAACGAAACACCUAUUUGUAUAGCAUCCCUGUCCCAAAACAGCCUACGCCUUCCUUUUUUUUAACUCACUAAUAUUCACUCAUGUCUUCUAAUUUACGAAUUGCCUGUGUUAUGGUCGGUUUACCGGCUCGAGGCAAAACUUACAUCUCUCAAAAAGUGUGUCGUUAUUUGACUUGGCUUGGGAUCAAAACCAAGGUGUUCAAUGUGGGAAAUUAUCGUCGUCAACUGCAUGGUGCGCAUCUUCCUCAUACUUUUUUUGAUCCACAUAACGCUGUGGGUGAACAACAACGACGAGAAGCUGCCGCGGCCGCUUUGGAGGAUAUGAUCCGUUGGUUUGAUGAGGAACAGGGGAUUGUAGCGAUUUACGAUGCCACCAACAGCACCCAGAAACGAAGAAGAUGGUUGAAAGAGAGAUUAGCCAAAGAAGACAUUCAAGUUCUCUUUAUCGAAUCGAUCUGCCAGGAUGAAGCCUUGAUCCUCGCCAAUAUCAAGGAAGUCAAACUCUCCUCCCCAGAUUAUGCAAAUACCGAUCCCGAUGAAGCUGCCCAAGAUUUCCGUGCGCGCAUCGAGCAUUACAAGGAACGUUACGAAACAAUCACAGAACAAGAACUCACUUACAUCAAGCUCAUCAAUGUCGGCAGUCAGAAUAUCAUUAAUAUGAUCCAAGGGUACCUGGAAUCGCGCAUAGUGUACUACCUAAUGAAUCUUCACAUCGCGCCACGAAAGAUCUAUUUCAGUCGGCACGGUGAAUCACAAUACAAUGUUGCUGGCAAAAUUGGUGGUGAUUCGUACUUGUCACCACGCGGAAAACUAUAUGCUCAGAAACUGCCUGGACUGAUCAAUGCCAAUCUGGCAGAUCAGCCUCUCACGGUUUGGACGUCAACAAUGAAACGGACCAUAGAAACAAGCGAGCUAUUGGAUUAUCCAAAAUUACAGUGGAAAGCUUUAGACGAGCUUGAUGCUGGUGUGUGUGAUGGCAUGACCUACGAAGAAAUCGAGCAAGAAUAUCCGGAAGAUUAUGCCAAUCGGGACGAGGAUAAGUUUAAUUACCGGUACCGUGGUGGCGAGUCUUAUCGGGAUGUUGUAUUACGAUUGGAACCUGUGAUCAUGGAACUGGAACGGCACGAGAACAUUUUGAUCAUUGGACAUCAAGCUAUUCUACGAUGCAUCUAUGCGUAUUUCAUGAACUACAGCCACGAGGAAUUGCCCUAUAUCAAGAUCCCGCUACAUACCGUGAUUGAGUUAACCCCUAAAGCGUACGGAUGUGAAGAAAAACGCUAUAAAGUGGAUAUUGAUGCGGUUGAUACGCACCGUCCGAGACCCAGUCGCGCGGAUUCGAUACGCAAACAAGCGGCCAAGGCAAACGUUGGGAAAUCCGAAGGAUUACACCUUGGCAAAUUGCCUGCAGGUGCGAGUGGUGAAAUUGUGAGAGACCCAAUGAGUCCUAUCGUACCCAUCAGCCCACAGUUAUUUCCCAAAGGAGGCACUCCUACCAAAGAUAGAAAACGAAGUGCUUCCUCUUCUGGCACAACCAAUCACUCUGAAGCUGAAAUGACAACGUUAAAUCUGCCCAAAUAAAGCCUCUUGCAAUAUUUAAGUUAAUAACCAUGGUGACUGAUAAUUUCCACACUAGAUUAAGAAUUUGGAUAAUGUGAAACGCAACAGUUGAUGGCAGAGAAUUUUAAGAACGACAUUGUAAAUACUAUACGUUCGCAAUGAUAUUUUCCACAUUGAUCACAAUACCCACAUGUGGUGCAGAAUACAUGCCCUCACGCUACUGAGCAAAGUACCAGUAAUUUUUGGGGAUAACGGUAAUGGAGAGUUGUUGCUUUCCAAACUUGAGAAGGAACAAAAAAAAAGGCAACGUCA
Molecule: messenger RNA, 1943 nt
Organism: Radiomyces spectabilis
Lineage: Eukaryota; Fungi; Mucoromycota; Mucoromycetes; Mucorales; Radiomycetaceae
Product: 6-phosphofructo-2-kinase-domain-containing protein
Exons: 8
Coding region: 156-1652 (498 amino acids)
Biological process (GO): fructose metabolic process; fructose 2,6-bisphosphate metabolic process
Cellular component (GO): cytosol
Molecular function (GO): fructose-2,6-bisphosphate 2-phosphatase activity; ATP binding; 6-phosphofructo-2-kinase activity
Source: RefSeq, a predicted model, not a curated record